This is a messenger RNA of Pyricularia grisea, 924 nucleotides long. RefSeq lists its product as uncharacterized. The transcript is spliced from 2 exons. Bases 1 to 924 code for a protein of 307 amino acids. The record is from RefSeq and is a predicted model, not a curated record. NCBI's taxonomy places the organism in Eukaryota, Fungi, Ascomycota, Sordariomycetes, Magnaporthales, Pyriculariaceae. Gene Ontology annotation, molecular function: catalytic activity.
AUGGCGGCGCAAACCACCAUCACCGUCCCGCACCUGGGCGGCAUCACAGCCGGCUACCGGCUUUCCGAGCAGCCGGUCCCUGGAAAACCGGUCCUGGUGCUCAUCAACUCAAUGUGCACGACGGCUUCGCUGUUCGACGCGCAGUUCGCCAGCAAGGCGCUCACCGACGCCGUCACGCUGCUGGCCGUCGAGCCGCUCGCCCACGGCGCCACGCGCUGCGACGCCGCCGGUCACUACACGUACUGGGAUUCGGCUCUCAUGGCGCUCCAGGUCAUGGAUCGGCUCGGCGUGCGUGAGGCGUUUGCUUUGGGUACGAGCCAGGGAGGUUGGAUUGUUGUUCGGAUGGCGCUUUUGGCGCCGGAGAGGAUACUCGGCCUCAUACCCCUGGGAACAUCCAUGGAUAGCGAGUCGUCCUACUCCCGAUCCAAAGGCUGCUGGGACCCGCGCACAACCCUGGCGCCUUUCAUGGAGGCAUGGUCAACGACGGAGAGCACUCCCGACUUUGUCGUCGACGACGCAUGGUGCCAGGCGGUGGGCAGCCUCGGGUUCUCGGGCGCCGUGGCCCCCGAGACGCUGCAGUUCUGGACCGACACGCUGCGGUCCGUGUACCGCGGCGACCGCGGCAGGCGGAUGCUCAAGAUGGCCCUGGUCAACCUGGUGGAGCGCGACGGGCUGCUUUGGCGCCUGAGGGACGUCGUUUGUCCCGUCUACUGGCUGCAGGGGACCAAGGACGUCGUGUUUGGUGUCGAGUUGUGCAGGGAGCAUGUGGAGCUGUUUGUGAAGGCGGUCGAGAGGGAUUUGGUGUUUGUCGAGGGUGGUGGGCAUUAUUUAAACGCUACUAGCCCUGAGGAGGUGGAGGCUGCGGUUUUGAGGAUGGUUGCCAAGUAUGCCGUUGGUCGUGGGCUUGAGAAGGCUAACAUCUGA